AUGCAGACCAUAAAGUGUGUGAUCAUCGGGGACGGGACUGUGGAUAAAACAAAACUUUUGUACAGCUACACCACUGGUCAUUAUCCGAGUGGGGACUGCACUGUGUUGGAUAGAUAUUCUGUUGACGUACUGGUGGAUGGGAAUCCAGUGACUCUGGGACUGUGGGAUACAUCAGGACAAGAGGAUUACGACAGGCUUCGGCCACUUUCCUACCCUCAGACUGAUGUGUUCUUGAUCUGCUUCUCUCUUGGGGAUCCAGCAUCGUUUGAGAACGUCCGUAAAAAGUGGCAUCCAGAAGUCAGACAUCAUUGCCCCAACACUUCCUUCAUUCUAGUGGGGACUAAACUGGAUCUGAGAGACGACAAGGACACCAUUAAAGAGCUGAAAGAGACGAAACAAACUCCCAUCACAUACAAACAAGGUCUGGCUAUGGCUGAAGAAAUAGGAGCUGUGAAGUACCUGGAGUGCUCAGCAUUAACACAGAUGGGCCUUAAGACUGUGUUUGAUGAAGCCAUUCGUGUGGCCAUGGGCCCGUCCCGAGUGAAGAACCGAGAGAGAAAGUGUUUGAUCACCUGA
Molecule: messenger RNA, 576 nt
Organism: Pimephales promelas (fathead minnow)
Lineage: Eukaryota; Metazoa; Chordata; Actinopteri; Cypriniformes; Leuciscidae
Source: RefSeq, a predicted model, not a curated record